This is a messenger RNA of Solanum lycopersicum (tomato), 1511 nucleotides long. The record is from RefSeq and is a predicted model, not a curated record. Lineage: Eukaryota; Viridiplantae; Streptophyta; Magnoliopsida; Solanales; Solanaceae.
AUGCACGGUACAGAUGUCGGACAUUAUGCAAAUGAGUUUGUUCCUUUCCAAACAUAUUUGCUAUUGGGGGCAUUUGUCUCCGAGUCGAUCAAGACGUAUGGAAUUCCUCUUCAUCAAUUCAGAUGGACAAUUGAUAAGGGCACAAUUGUUGAACCAAUAGAUAAAGUCAUACCCCCUGAACCACCAUUGCUGCCACCAACGCUGCUAAAAACUACAUCGUUUGACAGUUUCGAUUAUCAAGCUAUAGGCUUUGAAUUCGGCACUUCUCAAAAUAUAUUUACUGUUGCUCUCUCAAAAAAAAAGGAAACACCUAGCUAUUUGAACAAUCUAAAUAUGCUUACUCCGUCUUUGUUUAGCCAGAAUUCCUCUUCUUCUUAUGACCAAAUGGAAUACCCUUCGAUAAGAGAAGGGAUCAUCAACUUCAGGAGGAAACCAACAAAACUCACUCUCUGGGAAGAAUUCAUCGACCUAUAUGGAAACAAACUUCUCAAACACCUGAUAGAACUUCAAGAAUUUCCAGUAAUCAUUGCCAGAAAAGUGGCCAAAUCAAAAUCAUCUUCAGGCCUUUCAAAUAGAUUUGGUACAACAAUCCAGAUUGAUCCUCCAUACCCACAAGCUAUCGCAUUAAAGACAUGGUCUGAUGAAAUAAAACCGGUUCUCAACACAUACACAACAAAAAGCACCGCAGCUACAGGCUCUCUUUUGUUUGUGCCAUUUGAAGAACACAUAGUGCCUAUUGUCAACAUCCAACAACAAUCUUUGGGGCAAGUAUUCCACAUGCAAGCUCUAUUGUUAAUAUCCAAUGAAACUCAAAAAUUCCGUGUCUUAGUCUGCUCUGACUACAAGCAAGUAUUUCCAAGGAUUUGGACACAGAGAAAAUUCUAUUGUACAACUUGCCGUCGACCAAAAAAACUCACACCAAGAUGUCAGUUUCAAGUAACCAUCAAGGAUGAUACUGGUUCAACAACAGCCAUGAUUUCAAAUAAAAUUGGAGAAGAACUAUUGUCUCUAACUGUAGCAGAAAUUCAUGACAUACGUUGCAUCAAGAAACAACUGUUGUCACUCUUAUCCGUGCAACACAAACUGUUAGGCAAGACAUUCACCAUCCAAAUAAAGAAGUUGUUUGCCAAAAAUAAGGAUGCAUCUUCAGCAAAACUGGUUAUCAUGUCAAUCACCGAGAUAUAUAUAACUAGCAAUCUGCCACUGCCCAUCAACGCACCAACAACUCCAGAAAGUAGUAAACGCAAGCUGAAGCAAAUCAUGAUAAAAGAAGACUAAAAGUGCAAUACUUUUUUGCAAUAUGGUUGGAAACACCAUUUUGUCUUGAUGGCGUACAUUUUUGGUGCUGAUAGCAUGGACUUUGCUGCAUAGUUAUAAGAAAUUGACAGGUGCUUUCUGAAUGACGCUGACUAAUAGUCAAAAUACAACAUUAUGCAAAUAUUGUAGAUAUCCAACCUAAAUAACACAGCCAUGACAACGAACAAAACAACUGCCAACCAUAUUUCAUAUAU